AUGGUUUCAGAGGGAAACCCGCAGUUCCCUGCUGGAGCACCAGAAGUGGAGCUUGACAUUGAUCUUCAGACUGAUGUUACUUUGUGGAGGCUGAAUGUGUUUGUGCAAGAAGCAUUGAAAGCAGCUAACAAGAGCACUGGUGGACAAACGCCCAAAACAACAAUAAUGGUGGAGAGAUGA
Molecule: messenger RNA, 180 nt
Organism: Eruca vesicaria subsp. sativa (arugula)
Lineage: Eukaryota; Viridiplantae; Streptophyta; Magnoliopsida; Brassicales; Brassicaceae
Source: the annotation of a GenBank genome assembly